Messenger RNA from Branchiostoma floridae (Florida lancelet), 8663 nucleotides. Its product is annotated as cilia- and flagella-associated protein 46-like. Gene Ontology annotation, molecular function: protein binding. Gene Ontology annotation, biological process: axoneme assembly; cilium movement involved in cell motility. NCBI's taxonomy places the organism in Eukaryota, Metazoa, Chordata, Leptocardii, Amphioxiformes, Branchiostomatidae. The transcript has 62 exons. The coding region runs from base 156 to 8630 and encodes 2824 amino acids. The record is from RefSeq and is a predicted model, not a curated record.
GGUGUAAAACGUCACUUCAAAAUGGCGGCCAUUUAGAACUUGGUGGUGAAGUAGCCCGCCAAGUUUGUUUCAAUCUAUUGGUCUAACACUACGAGAGUGAUCGACGAGUGAUAGGUGGUGCAUGAUAGGUGUAUAGGACACGGGGAUCAGCGAGAAUGGACACCAACAUUCGCACAUUGCUGUCAGCAGCGCAGAAGUAUGGAGCUAAAGAUGGCCAGGUGUACUUGGAUCAGGCGUUUGAAGUCCUGAAGGGUGCAGGUGACCAGGUGCCAGCUGUUGACUCUGCAGCCGCUUUUGGACUGGACCUGUAUGUCAUCUGUGCUGAACUUGGAUUUCAGUAUGGCCACCUGGACAUCACCAAUGAGUGUCUGCGGCUCUACUUCCUGCGGACCCCCCCACCCAACCAGUUCCUGUGUCGAGCCUACCUCUGCCAGGCUCAGAUGUUAGCCCCCACCAGCGCUGACAACCCUGAACAACUGGAGAAAGCUGUGGUAUACCUGUUGAAAGCCAUCAGUUUUGCAAAGGAGACACCAAGGUACCACUUCUUGGUGUACAAUGCCUCGGUGCUGUACUGGCAGAUGUGUCGCCCCUUCCUCAAACCUAACCACCGCCAGCAUCUGGCCAAGUCUCUGCACCAGGUGGUCAGGGCCCUGGACGAAAUAGACGACAAGGACUACGAAUGGAGAGCUCAGCUUAUGAUCGCCCUGAUUGAGUGCCUGAUGGAUUCCAACAAGCCCAAAGAUGCAGAGAACAUCAGCAACCUGGCAGCAACCUUCACGCGCCAAAAUGUUCCCUCUCUCUUCAAGGACGUCUUUAGGCUACAGAUUAAGCACAAGCUGGGUGAGCCAGGAAAAGCCCUACGGGACUUGCUGAAAGUCACUGCAUCAGGGGACCUGGCUGUGUACUACAAGAUCUGCAAACUUAAAACUGGGCUUGAGUCGGGAGAGCCCCACCCUAACCUGCACCGGGAACUCUUCAAGAUCCUACGUCAGAUUCUGCAGCAGGAAGACGACAUGCAGUCCCACGCCUCCUCCUACAGCGGGGGGAGGAAGAGCCAGACCCUGAGUGACAAGGAGAGGGAGAAGGAAAUCUCAGCAAACCCUCCGUCUAUCGAAGAAAGAGAUUCCCGGGAUGUCUCUAAUGGGCAACGUCUGGCUAGGAGAUUGUCUGUACGCAGAAUGUCGCUUUCCAACACUUCAGACAGAAGCAGCGAUCGUUCCGCUGUCAGUCGAAGUCGCUCGCCCAGCCUCCCGUCUAAAGCGGAAACUUUUAUUUGCGUUGCAGAGAAGCCACCCUUGUUGUUGGAGCUGGGACGACUGUGUCUAGAUCACAGCUUCCCUGACCUGGCAACACAGUGUGUGGAUGGGAUCAUGGCCUGUCCUGUCAAGGAUGAAGCCACCAUGUUACAGACAGAGUUCAUGAACUGUGACCUGAUGGUGAAAAACCUGAAAAACAAGAUGGAGUCCUACACCAAGUCUGCUGUGGAGGUCCGAGUGUUGGCCAUCAAGCGACUGAUGCAAGCCUUGCAGAAUGCUGUCCGCUAUGGCGACCCCAACGUGCUCCAGGCGGGCUGCGUGACCCAGUGGAACAUGUGCCUGCCCCUGCUGCAGCUCAACCUGCGCCAGCAUGUCAGGAAACCCCUCACCAUGGUGGCUGAGGCGCUGGAAGACAUCGACAGCCUGCUGAUCCUGCUGCGGUGCCAGGUGCACACUGAGCUGGCCAAGUGUGAGGAGGACCAGGAACAGAUAGAGGUGGCCAUGGACCAUCUCAGGAAGGCUAUCCUGCUGGAUGACAGUGGACAGUACAGGGAGAGGCUGGAGACCAUGUUACACCGCUUACAGCUCAGGAUACAGCUGUACAAAACACCCGAGAGACAGGAGGACCAGGCUGCCAUGAUCAUUGAGCAGGCCCGCAAGAGCAGUGAGUCUGGCACAGUGCGCAUGAAGAGGUCCCUGCUGGUGCGGGCAGGGCAGGCCCUGGCCCCAGAUGCCUUCCUGCUUGUACUGGAUAGUGAGUCGGAGACGAAAGGCAUGGCCCCUGGUGCUAAGUCAGCAAUACCAGGUCAAACUGCUGGAGGUGGGAAGGGAGUGGAGACUGUGAUCACCCAGCUGGCUGCCAAGGCCAGGCAGUUUGAGAAGAGUGUGAAGAAAGCUGCAGGCCACCUGAAGAGACUGGGAGAUGAGAAUGACAGGGAAAGGGCCCAGCUCUGGGCAGACCUGGCCAAGACAGCGCGUAAGCAGGAGGUGUGGGACGUGUGUCGUGUGGCCUGCCGAUUCUGCCUGCUGUACGAUGAUGGCAGAUGGAAGCCAUCUCCAGGAGAGGUCACCAUAAAUGAAAGUCCCAGCAAAGAGGAAAAGAAAGGACCAGAUGAUGCACCAGAAGGACCGGUUGUUGUGGAAAGCACCACUGUACUGUAUGACAGGGAUCUGGUGAGGAUGCUAGCAGAGGUGCACUUCAUCAACUCAGAGGCAAUGGUACAUCUGCUUCGUUCGGAGGGAGUCCAGCUGAAUAACCAGCCUAUCCCACCUGUGGACAAGAGUAAGCACCCCAAGGGUUAUGUACCCAAGAAACCAGAGGAGGAUCCUGAUUGGCUCUACUACUGUGAUUGGAUCAAGUCCCUGUCUGCUGCGGCCACAUCUGGCUUCCUGCGUGCUGCAGAGCUGGGGGUAGAGCUGCAGGAGUCCUGGGUAGUGUGCAGCAGCGCCGCCUACCUGUGGAACUACAACAAUCAUCUCCUGACAGAGAACAGGCACCGGGAGCUGGUGGAGCCCUUCGCUUCUGUUGUGGAGGCCCUCAAGAAGGUUGGACAUGCAGGGGAAGCUGUCCUGCUGACCCAAGUUUGUAACGCACUGGCAUACGGGCUGAUCCAGCCCUGGAUCCCCCCACCCCCACCCAAGGAGCCUACCCCCCCUACCAGGCUGACGACAGACAAGGCCAGCUCCCCGUCAAAGAAGGCCUCCCAGAAAAGUGCCAAGACACCAGCAAAGACUCCCAGCAAGGCUGUUGCUGUGGAUCAGGAAGGCAUGACAGAUAUCAAGAAAGCUUUGGAGGUUUGUGACUUUGCACUUGAUGUGACCAGUGGGAGUAUUGCAGAUGACGUGGUUCCCAUCAGCAUCAGGCACAUGCUCAUCAUCACCUGGGUGCGGGUGAAACAGAUGAUGUCACAGCAGAUUAAGAACCUGGGAGUAGAGGACGAGGGUAAUGAUGGUCAGCGACCUAUGACCCGAUGCCUGGUUGCCCUGGAGAUGACAUCCCUCAAUGGCAAUGGUCUGAUGGACUUCAACGUCAUCAAACUGGAUGAGCUGUCCGGUAUGGUUGACGAGUGUGUGUGGACAGAAGGGUUGGUGGAGCUCCAGGUCUGGACACGUCUGGCGGAGCAUGCUCACGGCGUACACAACCACCAGCUGGUCAUGAAGUGCGCCGGGAAGGCGCUGGAGUUCGACGGGAAGAGGAAGAUGGAGAAGAAGCUGGGCAGUCACGGGACCAUGGUGGAGUCGGAGAUGCUGAGUUACUCCAGUGACAUCCUGGGUAUGAGCCUGGUGGAGAACAUGGCCGGUAACAACGCCAUCCGCAGGUCUGCUCUGGAGGCCUUCCUCAAUGCAGCCAGAUAUGCUGGCAAGGCUGGCAACUACACCCUGGUGAUCAUCGCCGCCCGUCACUACUGGAACACCUCGCUGAAGCUGAUCCCGUCCCCCAUGGAGAGGGAGCUGCUGCGGGACCCUCUCCUGGUCAUCCUCAAGGCUCUGGCUGACACCUACAGGGAGAAGGCCAAACCGGAUAAGGAAGAGAAAGUAGAAGAGAAAGAACCGGACGAAAGUAAAACCGCUCCAGCCCCGACCCCCGUGUCCACCACGCCGUCCUUUGGAGACCCCUCGGAGGACCUGACCCUGAGGGCGUCCAUGUACGGGGUUGUUUUCCAGUCUUACGCAGAUCGUGGCCAAUGGGAGGAGGGGCUAAAGGUCAUGGAUGAAGCAGUCCGAGUCAUGCCAAGAACCAAACACAGACUGCUCAUUUUCCAACACCGUGUCCUGACCAAAGCCAAGCUGGGCAAAAAUGUCCAGAUGGACAUACAGAAGUUUAAAGAUGAGAGCGAAGCCUAUGUGGCUCUCAUGUGGCAUCGAGUGGCUAAGAACUCCAAAGAGCCCAUGGAACAGUUGGCAGCAUAUCAACAAGCCAUUGUGGCACUGCAGACCCCAUCCAGUGAGUGGCAGAAGAUUGACUACCUGAUAGAGUUUGCAGAGUGGCUCUUUACUAAUGGGUUCCCCAAACAAGAUGCUCAGGACAUGCUGGACUGGGCUGCGGACAUUCUGCUCAACAUGCAGUUUGGACCACAGUUCAAACCAGAGGAGACAGGUACUACAGGAAGAAGCUCUGCCAAACGGCGAGGAAAGGGCAAAGGUAAACAGUCCCCCCCUGCUACGGCAAAGCCCAAACCUCCGCCCCAACCACAACCUCCCGCCAAGAAGAAGGAAGAAGACGAAGAGGAUGGGCCCGAUCGCUACAUUCCCGUCAGCCGUCCCUCCCAGAUAGGCGUGGAGGUCACCAACUCCUCGCUGCUGUUCGCCGAUCUGUGGCAGACACGACAGCUGGAGGCGCUGCUGCGGAUCCAUGUCAUGCUGGCAAAGGUUGCUGGGAAGACAUCCCCCAACUUCAAAGACUUUGCUGUGAUGGCCUACAGAUACUGCAUGAGGAUCUGGGAGGCAUCUUUGCAAUCUGUUCCACAUGUGAUCAAAGAGAUGGCCAGGCUAGCCACAACAUCUCAGUCAGAACGCCCUGCGUCACGGGGCAAGGGGGACAAGAAGGAGACACCUGCCAAAACAGACAAGCCCAAAAAGAAGGGACCAGUGGAGGCCAUUCCAGCCACACUGGAGGACUGGGCAUCAUACGACGUUCCAGAGGAGGUGAGAGAGGCCUUCAAACAUGACAACACUGGUGCAGGUGUAAACAAGACCACCAUCACCAAACCCACUCUCACCCUGCACUACAUGGAGACAUUAGCUGACCAGCUCCGAGAACUAGGCUACAACCACCUGGCCCUGCCCAUCCUCACUCUUGCUGAGGUUAUUGGUGCUGAUGUGCUGGGCAGUAAAGCCAUGUCUUCUCUGUGGCACACCAGGCUGCUGGAGACCUGUCUGGAGAUGAACCUGUUACCGGCGGCAGGGUUCCACGAGCAGCAGGCGGGGCCGGCCAUCGCGGAGGAGGACCAGGCCGUGUCCCGCGAGGAGAUUGCCAAGUGGCACGAGCAGCAGGAGCAGGUCCGCCGCGAGGAGCUGCGGCUGCAGCAAUCCCAGGAGGCACUGGGCAAGUUCGUGCCUAAAACAACCACCAGUAAGGAGGACUCCCAGGAGACUGCCCCGCCAUGGACAGUGAGUGGGGUGAGCCUACGUGAGGUGUGGACAGACAAGGCAGAAGUCUUACUGAGACUAGGCUACUACCAGGGGGCCAGGACCCUGCUGGGAGAGGCACAUAAAGCAGCAAAGACAUUUGGUGACCAGUGCACGGAGGUGAGGACUCUGAAGAACCUGGCACGGCUGUCCAUCCUGGAGGCUAACCUGGGGCAGGCUGUCACAUUACUGCAGGAGGCCCAGGCUCUGGGAGGGGACGAGGAGUUCUGGUUCCAGACUGUACUGGACAUGGCAGACGCUGUGAUGAGGGAAGUGGACUCAGACACUAAAGCCAAGAAGGCGAAGAGCAUCCUCCUGCAUGCCAUCACAGUGUACAAGGAAGUGCUGGAGAGCCGCUCUACGAAGGCUGACCAGUUUGGCUACUUUGUUGCCAGUUUUGAGGCAAAACUGGCCACCAUACAGCUUGAAGAGGCCCUGGACACAGACACCAAUGCCAUGCAGGACGAACCUGUGGACAUGAAGGAAGUGCUGCGACUUUUCCAGGGCUGUGCAGAGCGGCUGCUGACUGCAGGGUAUCCACGCAGGGCUGCAGAGGUCAUGCAGCAGCAUGCAGGUGCGCUGCGUCAGCUGGCCCGUGCUGCCACCAUUCCUGAACAGCUGCACAGCUGUCUGCUGGAGGGUCGCAGGAUCCUGGGACACGCUGUCAGUCUGAUGGAGGAGCUGCUGCAAGAUGUACAGACUCUCGCACCCUUACAUGAGACCCAGAACAUGAGCCUGCCCCUACAGCGUGAGGUGGCAGGGCUGAAGGUGAAGUAUGCAGAGCUACUGGGGGAGAUAUUUGAGGCUGUUGCCAGAGAAGACAGGAACAGGACCAUUAUUGAGGCCAGGAAAGGGUCCUUACAAAGGAUGGUGGAAGACUACAUCAGGUCCACUCCAGAUCCCCAUGGAGUAGAGAAAGAGUGGGGCGCGGUGAUAGCCACCCUUCCACAGUCUGCCAUAGUACAGCUCACUGCAGCACACAGUCUGGCCAGGGGAUAUACACCUCUCAGGGCUAAGAGCCUGUACCUGACAGGGCGUGUGCUGAGCGUGCUGUCUGCCCACCUGAACCCUGACCACCCCUCCCAGCAGUGGGAGCUGCAGUACCUGGACCUGAAUGCUGUCCUACCUGACAGCACAGGCAGGAUUCCUGAGGAAGAACAGGGUGAGGGUGAGGUUGGGACAGAGCCACCCAUGUCAGACAGACAACAGGCCAAGUACACACAGCAGGCACGGCAGCUGAAGGCCGGCUGGCAGCAACACCAGUCUGUCCUGGCACAGGCCAGCGAGGUGCUGGUCCAGUGUCUCAAACUCUCCCUGCAGCACAAAUACACUGACAUUGCUGGAGCAGCAGCGCUGGAGCUGCUGGAGUGUCUGGGACAGUACGACCCAGCGUCUGCCUCACAGUACCUCGCACUCUUCCAGAGCUGCCACAUGUCCCAGACCAUGUCAGAAGUGUUGCAGAAGGCCCAGCUGGAUCCCAGCAUGUCCCGUCAGGCAGCGCUCAUGCACCAGCGAGCAUACCUCCUGUCCAGAGAUGUGUCCACUAACCUGGCCCAGGGUACAGUCAUGAAGAACAUCGUCAGCACACUCAGCUCUAAGUCUCAGGCCUGGAAGAGACUGAGUGUAGACCUGGCCCAUCUGGACCUACUGAAGGAACUCCCACCCAACUUCACCAUCUUUGUACUGCAGCACUCACCUGACAAGUGCUUCCUGUAUGGUUCUGUGUUAGACAAGCCUCCACAGGGUAAGACUGGAACUGCUGGGGACAAGAAGGGGGCAAAACAAUCACAGACUUCAGUGAUGUCCAGAGCGAAGGUUGCUCGUCAGGCCGUGCACCCUGAGACGGUGGACGAGCUGCUGGGGCGGUGGCAGGAGUUCCGCAGCGAUGUGACCCAGCUGCUGCUGCGGCAGGAGGGCCAGCGCACGCAGUACGUGCAGAGGAUGAAGAUGCUGCAGAACAUCGACUCCGACAUGAGGGUCGUCGGGAAGGGUUCUGGAGAUGACAGUUUGGAAGAGUGGAAGCUGCAGGAGCGGUUCUUAGAGCUGGUGGGACAGAUGGAGGACUACCUCAAGCCUAUCAUCUCACAGUUUGAUGCUAUCUUCAGGCCCUCCACCACUGCCACGGUGGCUUCCGGCUCCAGCAGUCAGGCCCAGGAUGACUACAUCCUGCUCCUGGCAGACCAAUGGUUGAUGCAGCUCCCCCUAGAGGCCUUGAGCAUACUGCAGAAUACAGGAAUCAGCUCCCUGUCCAGAGACUUCUCCCUGCAGAUGUUGUACCACAGGAUUCACAGGGAAGCAGAAGAUGAAGAUGCACGCAAGGACCCAGGAAAGGCCCCCAAGUCUCCACCUAAGAGCCAAAAGGGGGACAAGAAGCCUCCCAAGACUGCUCCCAUCGACAGGUUCAUCCCACCUGGCUGCCUGCCACUGGACACCUCCAUGGUCAAAUGUAUCCUUUUCAGUCAUGAUGUAUAUCCACAAGUGUACCACAAUAUUGUUGAUCCGUAUGAAGAGUGCUCUGAAACAGAGGAGCACCGGCCUAUCCUGACCUUCUCUGACAUGAUGAAGACUUACCCACAGUUGACUGGGCGCUGGGAGGGCAUCAUGGGAGAUGACCACAUACCGAGCCUUGGUGAGUGGGAGAACCUGAUGACAGAGGGUUCAGGGUUUGUGUUCUAUGGGAUGGAGAGGCUGGCCUGUUACCCUUCAUCCAUCAAGCUGGCUACCAUGAACCUGCAAGGCUGCAUGAUAAUGAUGCUGCUGGAUCACACACAGACCAACAAGAGCUUCCGAAGACAGUCCAAAGCUGAUGUGCACAAGAAUGCUACCCUGUUGUCCCUGGAGAAACACCUGGAAACAGCCAUGCUGCUGAGUCUGUCAGGGGUGGGCUGUGUCCUCACCAACCAGUGGCACUGCACGCUGGAGGAAAACGCACAGAAACUCAACAAGGUCAUGAAAGACCUGUUGGGAAUAGGAAAGUCCAGUGGACAGGCUGUGAGAGGUCUGUUUAUUCCUCAUCUCAUCAAGGAGGAGAGAGAGGGGGAGGGGGAAGGGGCUGAGGAAAACAAGGCAUUAGAUGCAGCCAUGGGAAAGUCAGCAGGAGAAUCACAGGCUGCCUCAGACGUCCCCCCCACCAGGGAAACCCUUCCACCUGCUACAGCUGAUACAGGUCAUGAGGAGAUCCCCAGCACCAGUCGGCAGUGGUUCAGCAUGGUGGUGUACGGUCUCCCCAACCUCAUCCUCACCUAACUCCUGCCUGGCAUUAUCAACAAGGAAAUAAUA